AUGCUGAUGUCACUGAUGAAUGGACCAAAGUUGCAGUUGCCAUGGACAAACUCAAAUCAUCAUCAAAUCUCUUCCACUGCAGGAGCUCAGCAACAUCCCAUAAGAGGUGCUAUCAUGAUCACCGUCGGUUGUUUCUGCUGGGCUAGUUUCAUCGUUCUUCAGGCAACAACGUUAAAAUCAUACCCAGCUGAACUCUCCCUAACAGCUUUAAUCUGUCUGGCCGGCACUGUUCAAGGAAGCAUUGUUUCCCUAAUCAUGGAUGCCGGUGAUCCUACAGUCUGGUAUAUUCAUUUCGAUUCUAAGCUCUUAGCUGCAGUUUACAGUGGUAUUGUAUGCUCUGGAUUUGCAUACUAUGUUCAAGGGACCAUUAUGAGGAGUAGAGGACCGGUUUUCGUGACCGCUUUUAAUCCCUUAAGCACGGUGAUUGUUGCCAUUUUUAGCUCAUUUAUCUUAUCAGAAACACUCUACCUAGGAAGGGUUAUCGGAGCCAUUGUUAUUGUCAUUGGCCUUUAUCUGGUUUUGUGGGGUAAAAGCCAAGAUCAACCUCUAUCAAGUCUUAUCAUCGAAACCAAAGAACCGAAUGAUCUGAAAAUAAUUUCAGCCAUUGAUGGGAUCACAAAGGUUUCGAAUCAAGAACUUGUCCUGGAUUUAGCAAGCAACAAAGUCACACCUACUGAUGAAUAUGUCUGAUGAUACGAAAAAUCACAAGAAAAGAAUAUCGUGAUUUGGGUUUUCUGUAUAAAUACUUUUAGAUU
Molecule: messenger RNA, 755 nt
Organism: Hibiscus syriacus
Lineage: Eukaryota; Viridiplantae; Streptophyta; Magnoliopsida; Malvales; Malvaceae
Product: WAT1-related protein At2g39510-like
Exons: 4
Coding region: 1-690 (229 amino acids)
Cellular component (GO): plasma membrane
Molecular function (GO): transmembrane transporter activity
Source: RefSeq, a predicted model, not a curated record